Messenger RNA from Clarias gariepinus (North African catfish), 3175 nucleotides. It is a transcript of the gene slc52a3-1, whose product is annotated as solute carrier family 52 member 3. The transcript is spliced from 5 exons. Gene Ontology annotation, cellular component: plasma membrane. Bases 735 to 2075 code for a protein of 446 amino acids. NCBI's taxonomy places the organism in Eukaryota, Metazoa, Chordata, Actinopteri, Siluriformes, Clariidae. Gene Ontology annotation, biological process: riboflavin transport. Gene Ontology annotation, molecular function: riboflavin transmembrane transporter activity. The record is from RefSeq and is a predicted model, not a curated record.
AUAGGACCUUUAAGAGUUCUCUCUAAGGAGUGGCAAUUAAAACCUUUUUUUUUUUAUGGCAUGCAUAUGUCUUCCCUUGUUUACUGACAAUUUCUCAGUGGGAAGAAAAACUCUUUGCCUUUUAUGUGUAAAUGGGAUAAAUUUGAUUCCAACCAAAACAUCUCGAAAAGUUCAGCACGGCAGUACUCACUUUAUACUCACCUUUUUCAUUAUUUAAGUCUCAUUUAAGUGUUUGGACUUCACAGGAAAAUAAAGCAAAUGUCAACAAAACAAAAGUGCCUGGAUCUCUUGUCUACUGUAAGUAUAAAGGGCACCUUGAUAUGCUUAUUUUUUUAUAAUCUGGCCAUAAAAAGAAAAUAUAAUGUAAUAUUCAGCGUAGUGCAACACUGCUGUAAAUAUAGUCAUAAAAAUCAGGUUAAUAAUGAAUUGAAUGCUACACGAGUAGUAAAAGUAAGAAGCAGUGAGGGCAGGAUGGAUGGUGCUAUGUUGUUGUGGUCCUGAGUGAUUUUUGGAGUUUUUCCUUGCCGUUGCUGCUGUUAAAAAGCAACAGUGCGGUGAAAUUUUGUGACCUCGCACAGGACCUCUGGACCCGGUUCUUCCACUAGUUCAAAGUCUUGAAACCAUGCACCUGCUAAACCUCAGCCUUCUGGUUAUUUAUGACUACUCUGUUCUAGUUGGCUCUCCUUAAACAGCAGUGAGUGGAGGACUAAAAUCUCAGGCUAGGAUAUUCCAUAAUGUCGCUGUGUAUCCAUGUGUUGGCCUGCGCCUUUGGUCUGGGAUCUUGGGUGGCUGUUAAUGGAAUGUGGGUGGAGCUGCCAUUAAUUGUCAAUUUUCUACCAGAAGGAUGGGACUUACCUUCAUACCUUACAGUCAUCAUCCAACUGGCCAAUAUUGGCCCCAUUCUAGUUACCCUUGUACAUAAGCUCUAUCCGGGCCGAUUACGUGAGAAUCUGGUGAUUUAUGCUGUGCUGACGAUUGGCAUAUUAGCAUCCAUCCUCCUGACGGUGUUCUGGAAUAAGACAACAGUGUUUUUGGGUCAACCAAGGAGCACAGCAUUCUUUAUUAUUACAUUCUUUUUGUCUCUGGUGGACUGCACAUCUUCUGUCACCUUCAUGCCUUUCAUGAUGCAGCUACCAACUGAGUACAUCACCACCUACUUCAUUGGAGAAGGAUUAAGUGGCUUUUUGCCUGGCCUGGUAGCACUGGGACAAGGGGUUGGUAUGGCCAAAUGUGUUAAUGUCUCCCUAUCUUCAGGAAACUCUGGCCAUGAGAACUUCACACUGGAAGCUCAGUACUUUUCUCCUAACUUCUCUACAGAGAUCUUCUUCUCUUUUCUAGUGGUCAUGAUGGUGAUAAGCCUUGUUGCUUUUUGUCUGCUUAGCCAUAUUCCUCAGAUUUUUUCAGUCUCUACUGAGUCUCUGGUGUCUGAACCAGGGACCGUAGUAACCGUCAGUGGAGGUUUGGAAAACAAGGCAGCAAGAAAUUCAGGCAGGAACAGCCAAGAAAAUGUUACUGGAGAUCAGCCCAAGCCUCUGAUAGUGAAGCCAUACUAUUCCUACUAUGAGCUCGUUUUCAUCUACUGCAUGGUAGUGUGGGCAAACUGUGCAACCAAUGGACUACUUACAUCGGUACAAACAUUCUCCUGCAUGCCCUAUGGAAAUAUGAUCUACCAUCUCUCGGCUUCUCUGUCAGCACUUGCUAACCCGCUGGCCUGCUUUAUCGCUAUGUUCGCUCCCAUACGCUCGCUGGUGUUGCUGGGUAUUCUGUGCUUGCUGGGUCUUGGUUUUGGUGGCUACAACAUGGCUAUGGCUGUCAUGAGUCCCUGUCCAUUGCUGUCAGACUCACCACUAGGAAAAACUUUAAUUGUCCUGUCAUGGAUUCUCUUCACUGGCCUGCUGUCCUACGUAAAGGUGAUGGUGGGAGUCAUUCUAAGGGACCAGAGUCACAACGCCCUCGUGUGGUGUGGAGCUGCAGUACAGGCCGGCUCUCUAGUGGGAUCGUUCAUUAUGUUUCCACUGGUUAGCAUUUAUCAUCUGUUUAAGUCAGGGGAUAUCUGCAACAACAAAUGCACAUGAUUCUGAUCAUUUUGUAUGAGUCUGCAUAAGAAAUGAAUGAUAAAUAACAACAGUGUAAUUAUAGAAAUACAAGGUAGAUUAGAUUGUGUACACGCCAACUGAGGAGUGACAGCAAUACAUUAUUGAACAGUACACAAUCCUGUACUAAAGUGCAUCAUCCAAUUUUGUAUUUGCUUUUAAUAUAUAUUAAUUCAUUCAUUCUCAGUAACCUCUUUAUCCUGGGCAAGACGUGGCAGCAACACUAACCGCUGCAUCACCAUGCUGCCCUUGUAUGAAUUAAUGUAUAAAGGCACAUUAACUCAGUUUGUAAACCAAACAACACAUUAAAUGUUAGAUUUAAGUUUUUAGGUUCUUAAAUGUCCUACUUGUUUAUAAUGUAUGUAUUUAUUCUAAUGUUCCAUACUGUGAGACUUCACAGGCUUUGCUGAUAAAAGUUCCUUACAUUGACCCUUUAUUAAAUUAAUAACAUUUAAGCCCCUAAUUGAUGCCUCCACCAUGAAUGAACUCUAAGAAACAACAAAAAAAGCCCACUUUUAAAGAAUCAGUGUGGUGUACAUGGCCGCUACAGAACUUUUAUAUUAAAAUGUAGAAUUUUAUGCAAAAACUGCAAUAAGCUUGCAAUUACAAUUAUGAAAAGUAUUUUUAAAAGAAUUAUUAAAGUCACAACAAAGUUACUGAUGUACAGACCUCAGAAUUUCCCUGUUGUUAAAUUUGCUGCUAAGGUCACCAUGUAAGUUCCUGUUUAAUUUUCUGACUGGAACUAGGCCUCAUGUGUGCAUGAAGCCUGCUUCAUCAAUGAUGCUGAAGUCACCACCACCACCAUCAUCAUCAUUAUCAUCAAAGUACCCCUGCAAAAACUCAUUUUCCACCUGGUCUUUGAUGUAGUCCUGACCUGUAAUAGAACAGAAAAUUUGCGCAGACUCCAAAAAUGAUUUGAAACAUGCUAAAAUGAUUCCUCCAGAUUGGAAUUUUAAAUGUGUACAGUAGCAUAACUCUAAAAUGACCCUGGAUAUAAAUGGUAUGGUAUGGCAUGAUUUCAGUCUGACAUCUUUUUGUAAGUGUUUAGAGUUUUCCUUUGAAUCUUUAAUAAAUCUCAUUAU